Alosa sapidissima (American shad) is the source of this 634-nucleotide messenger RNA. RefSeq lists its product as uncharacterized. Bases 5 to 634 code for a protein of 209 amino acids. The transcript is spliced from 4 exons. The record is from RefSeq and is a predicted model, not a curated record. Lineage: Eukaryota; Metazoa; Chordata; Actinopteri; Clupeiformes; Clupeidae.
UGCAAUGCCUCCUGUUAUGAAAGCGAAAUUCCCACAGCUAACAUCCAUCAUUGACUGUUUUGAGAUACGCAUCGAAUAUUCAAGGAAAUUGAAGGCAAGAGCAAAGACGUACUCUCACUACAAGAAGUGGGCUACGGUGAAGUACUUCAUUGCUUGUAACCCAGCUGGGAGUGUCACGUUUUUAUCGAAGGGAUGGGGUGGCAGAGCAUCUGAUGUCAAGAUUGUUAGACAGUCAGGAUUCAUAUCCCACCUGUACCACCAACCUGGAGAUCAGAUCUUAGCUGAUCGAGGUUUUACACUUCAAGAGGACUUUGCAUUGUUAGGUGCACAUCUCAUUACUCCAGCAUUUACAAAGGGGAGGAAACAGCUGUCAGGAAGAGAAGUGGAAGAAUCCAGACUGAAAUCCAAUGUGCGGAUUCAUAUCGAACGCGUCAUUGGUGCACUGAAGAAUAGGUUCCAUGUUCUUGAUGGCCCACUUCCUGUCCAGUUCGUGAAGUCCCUGCGAGAUGAAAUGGAGAACAAAGAGGUUGCAACAAUUGAUAAAAUUGUACAUGUUUGUGCUGCCUUAUUAAACAUGUCACCAAGCGUGGUGUUCAACCAUGACAGAGUUGGGGAUGCAGAAUCAGCACAAUAA